Messenger RNA from Prunus mume (Japanese apricot), 1062 nucleotides. NCBI's taxonomy places the organism in Eukaryota, Viridiplantae, Streptophyta, Magnoliopsida, Rosales, Rosaceae. The record is from RefSeq and is a predicted model, not a curated record.
GGAAAUAAAGCAAAAAACUCAAAGGAAAUUAAUUGAGCAUGGGAAACCAAACGGAGGCAGCAGCGGCGCCGACAGUGCCGGUAGGGGUUUGCCUGUUGAAAGGGGAAAAGGUGUUGUUGGGACGACGCCGUUGCUCUCUUGGCUACUCCACCUUUUCCCUACCUGGUGGCCACCUCGAGCUCGGUGAGAGCUUCGAGGAGUGUGCAGCAAGAGAAUUGAAGGAAGAAACUGGUUUAGACAUUGACAAGAAGAGGAUGGAGUUUCUGACAGCUACAACAAACAAGCUGCUCCUAGAGGGAGGCAAGCCAUGCCAGUACGCCUCCGUUUGCAUGAGAGCGGUGAUGGAACAUGGAGAUGGAGAGCCCCAAAAUAUGGAGCCAGAACUGUGUGAUGGUUGGGAUUGGUAUGAGUGGGACAACCUCCCCAAACCACUCUUUCGUCCUCUGCACAAUGCGGUGCGGGCAGGAUUUAAUCCUUUUCGUGCAUGAAGAGCAAGAGGACGAAAAGGACUCCAACUAUAUAAUUAAUUGGGGCUCUUAGAUAUAGUUGGUAAAAUUGGUAUAGGUAGAGGACCCCAACUAUAUUUUCAUGUUUCCAUCAUUCCAGCCUCCAGGUAGAAAACACGUUGGUAAUUCAUGCUUCUGGGAUAUAGGUAUAUAGAUCAUAUGCAGUUAUAGGUAAAUAGAGCAUCCACAUAUUUGUUUUAUUUGUUUAUUAACAAAAAGGCAAAAAAGACACCAAAGCCAAUUGAAAAUUAGAAAGAUAAAGUUGAUAACAAAGUGUUUCAUUUUCAACAAAAUACCUAUGUCUCUGUUACAGGUAAAUUGACCUGCUGGUGGCAAGCAAUUGGUUACCUAUAAGGGAGGUACUAAACCCAAAUGUAACUAUCAUAUAGGCAAAAAUAAUCCCAUUAAAACAAAAUGUACCUAUCACAUAGGCGAAUGUGUAAACAGACGAAGAGAACAUAAACAUGCUAAAUAGUACAAAAAAUGUGCCUUGUAAUGGCCAAAUGAAAUCACGAAAACACUUCUUACCUAAUUUAUAUUUUAGGGGCAAAUUUGA